AUGCUCGGCUGCAGCAUUGCCACGGCAGGCGGCCUGACGGGCAUGGCCGACUUUCGCGCACGCCUUUCGCCGGGCGGCUUCGGCCCCGUUGUGCACGGCUUCGUCGUCGGGGCAUUCCCAGUCGGCUGCCUCGUGGGAUGUGUCUUGGCUGGCCGCUUCGCCGACACGUUGGGCCUGAUCCGGUCCAUGUUGAUGGCGGCCAUCUCGGCCUGCGUCGGUAUCAGCAUCCAGAUCGGCACCAUCUCCUCUUGGCCGCAGUUCGCUGCUGGCAAGCUGGUCGAGGGCUUUGCCAUCGGGGCGCUGUCGGUCAUCACCCCAAUGUACCACGCCGAAACCGCCCCUGCCAGCAUCCGAGCAAUGGUUACCGUAUCCUUCCAGAUAAUGGUGGUUUCGGGCAUUUUACUGGCACAGCUUGUCAUCUAUGGGACUUCGAACAUCCCGAACAGCCUGUCCUGGCGUCUCCCCCUUGCCCUCGAGAUACUGAUCGCCGUCCCGCUUGGCAUUGGCAGUUUUUUCCUCCCGGAAUCGCCCCGGCUUCUCCUAAGCCAAGACCGCGAGCAGGAAGCUAGGGUGGUGAUUGCCAAGCUCAACGACGUCGAUGUCUUCCACCCCACCGUUCAAGACCAGGUCCAAGCUUUUCACCAAAAGUCCAUCGAAGCCAAGAGCCAAGAACAGUUGAAGCGGUGCGAGUUGUUCACGGCGCCUGCCAUGGCCCGUCGCCUGUUGAUCGGCAUUAUGCUUCAGGCUGCUCGCCAUCGGUCAGCUGCUCUCGCCAUUGCCACGGCCGCGAACUGGACGGUCAACGCUGCCAUCGGCAUCAGCACGAGCCACAUCCUGGCCAAAAUCCACUUCAAAUAUGGCUACUUCUUUGCAGCGUCGUGUUUGGCUCUGGCUUUUGGGGUUUGGCGAUUCCUCAUCGAGCCCAAGGACCGCGCCAUGGAUGAGAUUGAUCAGUUGUAUCUCGAAAAGGCUGACGCUCGCAAGGCCCGUUGA
Messenger RNA from Gaeumannomyces tritici R3-111a-1, 993 nucleotides. RefSeq lists its product as hypothetical. NCBI's taxonomy places the organism in Eukaryota, Fungi, Ascomycota, Sordariomycetes, Magnaporthales, Magnaporthaceae. The record is from RefSeq and is a predicted model, not a curated record. The transcript is spliced from 3 exons. Gene Ontology annotation, biological process: carbohydrate transport; transmembrane transport. Gene Ontology annotation, molecular function: carbohydrate:proton symporter activity. Gene Ontology annotation, cellular component: plasma membrane. Bases 1 to 993 code for a protein of 330 amino acids.